Molecule: messenger RNA, 723 nt
Organism: Diabrotica virgifera virgifera (western corn rootworm)
Lineage: Eukaryota; Metazoa; Arthropoda; Insecta; Coleoptera; Chrysomelidae
Exons: 2
Coding region: 1-714 (237 amino acids)
Source: RefSeq, a predicted model, not a curated record
AUGACACUUUUGUUUACAUUACUACUAGUAUCUAUAUUUAAAAACGUAUUACCGACGAUUGAUCUCAAUACAGCCGAACUACAAUAUCUUGCUGAUCAUCUAACAAAAGAAGAAUGCAGAAAGCUCAUAGCAGCUGCCCAUUUUCACAGCUACGAGGAACCAGCAGUUUUGGGACAAGCUGAAAGAAAAGUGCCUAAAGAUCUAACUUGCAUCCAGUUACUUCAUCAUUGGAAUUCUGAACCCAACGAAGGAAAGGGGGAGACUCAUGAAGUUUUGGAGCACAGGUUAAGGCAAAUGGGCAAAUACAAACUAGCAGAUUGGUUGGGAAGAACUGUUUUUCAUGAACUAGCUGUGGAUUUAAAUAGAACAAUGGAAAAAGGGUUCAAGGCGUUGAUAUCAGACAACUAUACUACUGAAAAUGAUUUUGGGCCUACUCUCAUACCGGUAAUCAAGAAUCAAGAUCCGUCAGAAUAUUCUUUUAUUGAUAACUUAUUAUUAGCUAUUAUUAUUGGUUUACUUGUUACUACCGUAGGAUUAUUGUUUAAGGUUAUUUUUGAUAAGUUAAGACAAAGAAAAGGGAAGAAGAAAACUGUUCAAGAAUAUGAUAUUGUUGAAGAUUUCACUGGAUCCUCCGAAUCUGAGGACAAAUUUGAUUUAAGAGAUUAUACUCAACAGAACAUCUCUGAUACUGAAUCAGUUGAUACUAUAACAUAAUAAUAAAUU